Molecule: messenger RNA, 1116 nt
Organism: Laccaria bicolor S238N-H82
Lineage: Eukaryota; Fungi; Basidiomycota; Agaricomycetes; Agaricales; Hydnangiaceae
Exons: 5
Coding region: 1-1116 (371 amino acids)
Source: RefSeq, a predicted model, not a curated record
AUGCACAUCACCCUAUCUCUCAUUCUUUUUGCCCUCCAUGUAUUACCGCAGGUGUCCGGACACGCUGCCUUCUUCCACCCAAGCAUGUUCGGCUUCAACGUAACAGCCCAAACCUAUCCAUACGACAACCGCCCCGUAGCACCGAUAAAGAACAUGCCCUUCUCCCAAUGGUGGUUCCACAACCACCUCGACCACCCCCCAAACGCCGGGGACGUCUUCACCCUCCCAGCAGGCGAAACCGCCACAGCCGAAAUAGCGUGCACCAAAGGCGCCACGUCAUUCUUCGCUAGUGCCGAGGGGGGCGACAUUCGGAACAAGUCUAACCCGAACGACGUGUGUCCCGGAUCCCCGAUGAUAGAGUACCACACGCAGGGUUUCAAUGAUUUGGAAGGGUGUUCGUUGGCGAUUGCGUAUAAGAGUGACGUGGAGGAUGUGAAGCCGGAGGAUUUUACGGUGUUUAGUGUCAAUCAGACGUGUGUGUGGACGAGGUUUACGGAUUUUAAAGUACCCGGGAGGAUGCCGCCUUGUCCUGAGGGAGGAUGUAUUUGUGCGUUCUUUUGGAUUCAUGCGCCCGACGCAGGUGGUGAAGAGAACUACAUGAACGGCUUCAAAUGCAACGUAACAGGCUCAACAUCCUCCGUCCCACUCGCCACAUCCAAAGUCGCCCGUCGGUGCGGCGCCGAUCCCGCAAACAAGAAAAUGCAAUCCGUUCCGGGGAACUGCACCUACGGAGCAAAGACUCCGUUUUACUGGUUCAAUAACGAGAGGAAUAAUAUGUUCGAAGGCUCAUUCUCACCACCCGUCUACAACGACUUGUACAACUUUCUAGACGGGGCACAGAAUGAUAUCUUCCAGGACUCGUAUACGUUCCUGCCUGAUCCGUCGCCGACGGCUCCUUUGCCUGUUCUUGCGUCCAACUCGACUUUGGGAGGUGGAAGUGCCAACUCCACUACGACGACAAGUGGUGGUGGUGGGAAGAAGAAGACGUGUACUAUACGCAAACAACCGUCCGCUGUGCCCUCUUUGGUUGCAAGGGGCUUGCCAGGCGCGCUUGUGGGAAGGAGGGGGAGGAGGUCGCAUUCUUUUGAACGGAGGAGGGUAUGGGAUAUGUGGUGA